This is a messenger RNA of Papilio polytes (common Mormon), 2242 nucleotides long. RefSeq names its product tubulin--tyrosine ligase-like protein 12 (gene TTLL12). Gene Ontology annotation, biological process: protein modification process. The record is from RefSeq and is a predicted model, not a curated record. Lineage: Eukaryota; Metazoa; Arthropoda; Insecta; Lepidoptera; Papilionidae. The transcript has a single exon. The coding region runs from base 123 to 1964 and encodes 613 amino acids.
UCAGCUGUCAUUAUCAGUCUGUGUUGUACCGGUACUCGCCGUUCGCUAGCUUUUUCUCCUAUUUUUUGGUCUAGACAUAAAUUAAGUUUUUCUAUAGUUUUACAUAAUAUAUUUAUUUCGAUAUGGAUGGAAUAUCAAACUACAACACCUUUUUGGCUAUGCACAAGCCUCAAUUGGUUUCAUCGGGCGUUCCUGAACAUUUUUGGCACACACUGUGCAAAAAAUUACGUGAUCAGAUUUUAGAUUCCGGCGUUGCUUUUGAAUUGAUGCAGAUAGAUUAUGAAGACAAGCAGAAAAUGCCUUACGACCCCAUCUGGUGUGUGAUGGCGAUAAGUGACAUUGAUAAGGCGAAUUCGGAUCACAUUUAUCUCGUAGAUCAUGCGUGGACUUUUAAGGCGAAUAGUGUAAAAAGGAAUUUACGAAAUGUUCCUGGUCUUUUAGAAACCAUGUGUAAUUAUAUGCAAAUAACAAGUACAGAGACAGAAGAAAGAAUAGAAGAAGUGUCGCGAAGUAUUUGGCGAUACGCUCACACCUAUGCUAUAUCAGGCAGUGAAUUUUCAGUAGAAGAUCGAGUACCAGUAUGGUAUGUUUUAGAUUUGUUAGGUUUUGGUAUCAUACAUUCUGAUAAUCCAAACUUUCGCGCUGUGCCAUUUAUUUAUGUGCCGCAUCAGUUGACAUACACUUUGCUUUUUCCCAUUGAAAAUGUUGAAGAAGGUGAUACAAUCACUGUGAACUUUGUAGAGGGUCACUACCCAGAUUCCAAACAGAGGGAAGCUAUGCUGAUACCUUGGAAGCAUUAUGAAUACUUUGAUGAAGAUUUUACCCAAGAAGAACCCGAUAAAAGGUACUUCUUAGAAGGUCACAUUAUUGAAACCCUACCUUAUGUAGAAAUCUUACAACAUGGGGAAACCAGAUCAGAAAAAUUUAAAGUUUUCUCAGAAUAUUCUCUUAUCAAUCAACAUUUGACUUUACGAGACUUUGAAAUUGUUCAUAAUGAAGGAGAUGCUGAUAUUUUGUGGUUAACAAACCAUUUUAAGAAUUUCCAGGAGUUCAGUGUUGAUUCUCCACAUAAAUUUAUUAAUCAAUUUCCUUUUGAGUAUGUCAUCACAAUUAAAGAUCUUUUAGCUAUUGUGGCAAGAAGGUGUUAUGAAGAAGACAAGAACAUUGCAAGGGAUAAACUAGAAACUUUACCAACUUGGUUACCUACCACAUUUAAUAUGAAGACUGAGCUUCCCAAACUUGUAGCUUAUUAUAUGCAACGGAAGAAAAAUGGCUUAGAUAAUCAUUGGAUUUGCAAACCUUAUAACUUAGCUAGAGGUUUAGAUAUUUAUAUCUCUGAUAAUUUGAACUUUUUGUGUCGACUGCCAUUAACUGGACCAAAAAUUGCUCAAAAAUAUAUUCAUAAUCCAGUUUUAUUUGAGAGACCUGAUGUUGGUUUGGUUAAAUUUGAUAUUCGUUAUGUAAUCCUGUUGAAAUCUGUUAACCCUACUGAAGUCUACAUUUACAAUAAUUUCUUUCUUAGAUUUUCCAAUAAAGCCUUUUCUCUUGACAAUUUUGAAGAUUACGAGCAACAUUUUACUGUAAUGAAUUACGCUGAAGGUGUACAACUGUUUAGAAUGCUUUGUGCUGAUUUUAAAGACAACUGGGCAAAACAAUAUGGCAAUUUUUCUUGGGAAGAAGUUGAAAAAUCAAUAUUUAAAAUGUUUGCUGAAUUGUUCACUGCAGCUACAUCUAAACAACCACCAUUCGGAAUCGCCAAGAGUCCACAAUCCAGAGCGGUUUACGCUGCUGAUUUAAUGUUAAGUUGGGAUGCAAAGGAGUCAGCGAUGGAACCAAAGUUGUUAGAAAUAAAUUGGAUGCCAGAUUGUCAGCGUGCAUGUGUGUACUAUCCUGAUUUCUACAAUGAUAUAUUUUCAGUUCUAUUUUUGGAUAAAGAAGUUGAAACCUGCACAAAAAUACUCUAAAGCUACUUAAUAAUUGUCACAAAUUCCCUGCAAUUUCAUUUGCAAUAAGGAUUCUAGUCAAGACUGUCAUAAAUUUUGCAGCAUGUUUGCUUGAAACAACUAUUUAAGAAUGUUAAAAUUAACAGCAAAAGCUUUCAAAAAGGCUAUGCUUUUGCCUAUUUGUAUAAAAAUGAGUGUAUGUAUGUAUGAUACACUGUUAUGAAUGUGCCUUGCAAAUAUAUUUGUUAAGAUAAAAUGUAUGAAUUAUGAUAAUAAACCAUUUUUUCAAUAAAACACAA